Molecule: messenger RNA, 7814 nt
Organism: Cydia pomonella (codling moth)
Lineage: Eukaryota; Metazoa; Arthropoda; Insecta; Lepidoptera; Tortricidae
Product: coiled-coil domain-containing protein 6
Exons: 11
Coding region: 502-1764 (420 amino acids)
Source: RefSeq, a predicted model, not a curated record
AUAUCUUCGGUCGAACUUGGCUUUUUUGUUAAUGUUUUGAGUCAAUUAAUUUAAUUUAGUAAAAACCGAUUAUAAGGCAAAAUUACGAUUGUGCUCCUUACUAACUCAAAAGUAAAAUACUCAUAAUAUUUAGUCUGUGGCUUUUUUACCAUUCUAUGAUUAGUUGAAAUCUCCUCAAGUUACAUCACGUGGUUUUAUUUAGACUUUUCGACCAAUAAUAUUCUUAGGAGCGUCAAUCGUAAAUGUUUUUCACUAAAAGUAUUGGUGGAAAUUAAAACUGUGCUUGUAUCUUGAAGAAAAACACCGUGCUUAAUGGGUGGCUGCCUACAACGACAGUUUUCAUGUGUUUUUAAGUGCAAUUCAAUAAUUUUCCUCGAAGUUGUGUUCAAAAUUUAUUAUUGCCGUUGCUUUCGUUUGGAUAUAUAAGAUAGUUAACAUAAAUUUUAAACUCUAUCAGUUCAAUUCGUAUAUAUUUUGACCGUCCUCAUUACAUUCGUGCUAAUGGAUGAUUCUGUGAUUUCCCCAGGGAAUAAAAUAGAUAAUUCAGCAUCGGAGAGCGAUUCCAGUUCUCUCGAUGGCGGGGCGAUGUUACCUCCUACCACGGUUUCUCGUGAUCAGUUACAAAAAAGAAUUGAAUCUCUUCAACAGCAAAACAGGGUCUUAAAAGUAGAGCUGGACACAUAUAAGCUCAGAGUAAAGGCCUUGCAAGAGGAAAAUCGCGCGCUAAGACAAGCUUCUGUAUCAAUACAAGCUAAAGCUGAACAAGAGGAAGAAUAUAUUUCCAACACACUAUUGAAAAAAAUUCAAGCCUUGAAGAAGGAAAAGGAAACAUUAGCACAUCACUAUGAAAGGGAAGAGGAGUGUCUCACAAAUGAUCUGUCCAGAAAAUUAAUUCAGUUACGUCAAGAAAAAUGUCGCCUCGAACAGACAUUGGAGCAAGAACAGGAAUGCUUAGUGAACAAACUUAUGCGGAAGAUUGAGAAGCUUGAAGCUGAGACUCUUGCUAAACAGACUAAUCUGGAAAGACUCCGCAGGGAAAAGGUGGAGUUGGAAAACACAUUGGAGCAAGAGCAGGAAGCGCUUGUGAACAGGCUGUGGAAACGCAUGGACAAAUUAGAGGCUGAAAAACGUUCCUUGCAGAUCCGUCUUGACCAGCCAGUCUCUGAUCCUGCUAGUCCAAGAGACAUUAGCAACGGUGAUACUGCGUCGAAUCUUAGCAAUCAUAUUCAAACUUUACGCUCGGAGGUUGUCAAAUUAAGGAAUCAAUUAGCCGUGUCUCAAAAUGAAAACAAAGAGAAGAUGCAUCGUUUUGCCUUAGAGGAGAAACACAUUCGAGAGGAAAACGUUCGCUUACAACGAAAACUUCAGCAAGAGGUUGAGCGUCGCGAAGCGCUAUGCCGGCAUCUGUCUGAGAGCGAAUCUUCAUUGGAAAUGGAGGAGGAGCGGCAAUUUAACGAAGCGUUAAGUGCCCGGUCUCGCAGCGUGUCGUCCCCGGGCGGGUCGCGGCCGCUGUCGCCGUACGCCUCGCCGCUGCUGCCCGGCGCCGGGCACAGGCCCGCGAUGCAUUUCAACUCGCAGCCGCGCCGGCCCAGCGAGCGCUUCGUGAAGCCGGCGCCGCCGUCGCUGGGGCUGCCGCGCCUGGAGCCGCUGGCGCCGCCCCCCGCGCCGCCCGCCCCCGCCCCCGCCCCCGCCCCCGCCGCCCCCGCGCCGCCCGAGCCCGCCCUGCAGCCGGCCAGCCCCAUGGACACCUCGUCGAAAGACUAACACACCUAAGCAUGUAGAAGGCUGGUACGUGGUUUUGUUAUCGAUUUUCGACCUUAUUUUAUCCAACGAAGACUUAAAAUCGCGAGUUCCUGAAGCAUUCUGAAACAUUAUGGUCUUAUGAUGCUAAGUUAAUAUAAUGUCGAGGCAGCUUAACGGUCCCCCACCGGUGUCCCGAUGCAAGCGAAACGUACAGAUUAUCACUUCAGACCACAUACAGCUCAGUCAGGACCCUUGUGACCUAGAAGAGUAACUCGAGAGAUCGUCGAAAAAGUUGAUUUCAUCUUUUUAGUUUUCAUCUUUAUUUAUGUAAUCGCUGGCUGGCCGGCUGCUUUCCACGCAAAAGGUAACGCAAGUCGAUGGCGUUAAUCAUAAACAUUCCGUACCUUUUUAUUUUAAAAUUAAUAUUAUGAAAUUAAUAAAUAAAUGUGCUGUCCUAUCACGUUGUCAUAUAACUGUUGGAAAGGAAUAAAACAUAUUUAUAAAAAUCACUGAUAUCACGAACAUGUUCUUAACAACAUUAAGCUUAAAUUUAAUUUUCACGAUCUCAAUAAAUAAGGAUAACAGCAUGAUAACAUUUCAACCUUGGCAUUAUACAUCUCCAGCAUCACGUGCAUUAAAAUAAGGUCGAAAAUCGAACAAUAAAACCAAAUAAUAUCGGUUUUCAUCAGCUAAUCGUACCAUACGUCCUUAAAGCACGCAAGUGUACAACACGAAUCGCUGUCGAUUGUUGAAGAUAUCAAAACUGAUGAUUCGAUACUCGGUCCGCGGUUCCACCGUUGUACUACAAAUUUCGAAAUAUACACGUAAUGGCACAAUUAGAGUUCCACGCUGUUUGUAAAUCUUAUACAGUAGAACCUCUAUUAUCCGAACUAAAUCAAAAGUGGAUUUUCUGGGACGAGAUUAAACAAAACAAUACCUUUUCACAGAAAAAGAGUAAGUUCAGCAUAUUAGAAUUUGACAUAAGUGAUCGAACAACAUUAGAUAAAUCAAAACGCGCGUGCAUGUUCCGCACGAGCAACAAGUUCUCGCGAACGUUCGGACAAACUAUGUCAGCGUUCGGAUAAUAAGAGGGUUCGGAUAAUCGAAGUCCUACUGUAACAAAGACAAAAUCUAAAAAUGGUCUGUUAAGAGUGUUGUUAUGCAUAUUCUUGCGGGUUGGUACCAGAUUUGAUACCAUCGCUCUUUAUCAGCUGACCGGUUACUCCCGGCUGGGUAGACGGGGUGGAUACUGUAAUUUAAGCUCUGUGAAUGUGCCAAUACUGAGUUCUUGACUCGCAUUUACAUACUCACUAAAAAGUUACUAUGAAGCAAUUAGCAUACCUCUAUGAUCUCUUUGUACGCAAAAGAUGUCUGUAAUUGUUGUGAGUUUUCAACAAUGAGGCAAAAAAAACAUGGUAUACAUGACGUCCAAGUAAUACUCGCAUAUUUUGUGUAAAGAUUUUGGUGUCUAAUUUUUCUAAGACACCAAUGGCAGUCAAGCGGGUGUAAAUUUCGAAAUUUGUAUCAAAUCUGUAAACAUGCAAAUAGAUAUUGUAGUUAGGUGGACGUCUCCGGCAGCUUGGUUCGCAAGGUUGCUUUCGCACACAUUCAGCGUCCGUUCCAGUGAAACUGGAUUUAUUUUUAGUGCAGUCUUCGUGUACAGUGGAUUAUGGUAAUAAUUCCUCCAUGCAAAAAUAUAUGAAGUUGAGGAAUGUCCAACAAUCCAAUCCUUUGAUCUGUAAAAAGAAAUAUGGAAGAAUUAUUACCAGAAUUGCUCGACUCGAUGAUUUUCGAUUGUUAAAGUUUCCUCGCACGGCUUGUAUAUUCGAGAUUGAAAUUAAUAUGUUCUGGUUUUUUUUAUGUUAUAAGAUAAUAUUUAAUCUUUAAAUAGUCGAUUAGAUUAGCUUAAAACGAGAUGUUAUAAAAUUAUGAACAGGGUAAUCGCUGGGAGGGAGGCGCCGUCGUCGGAUAGUUCAUAAUUUCGACUCACUUGUCACAAUCUUCUGCAUACAUACUAUUACUUUGUCCUUCAAAACAGGUGACAAAAACAGACCGCUAGGCAUGACUUGCGAUGUCGCGCGCGACUCAAUACUUCAAAACGCACCUUACAUAUAAAGUCGCGUGUGACAACAACGCAUGUCACGCUAAGCGGUCUCAUAUACUGAUAUUUAGAAUUAGAAAGAGCAAUUUGACCUUUGCGGGCGUGUAAUUAACGUGAUCACCGCGUUAUGGUAUGGAUCUAGUAUUUUUAUGACUUAAAGUUUAUUGUACUACUGUCUGAAUCGCAUUAUUUUUCAAUUUGUUGUCAGUUUUCUCUUAAUAAUUCGCAAUAUCACUUUAAAGCAUGCAUGCAGGUGGUUUUGUGUGAAAUCGUGUUCAUAUUUUCAUAGAUUGUACCUAAUAUCAGGUCAAAUGUAUGUUAAAACAAAUUGAGGAAUCUAAGCGAAUGCCAUCAUAAAAGUUGAGUAACUAAUAUGUACGAAACUUAAAAAGAAUAGGAAAGUAAUAACUUCGAGGAAUGCAAAAAAAACAGGCAACACCUGAUAAGUGAAUCUUUGGAAAUUAUCAACAUGUUUUAAUGGGAAUGCGCUCUAAACUUAUGCAAUAAGAUCGGCUGCCUCAAUAAAAAGUAGUUCGAUUGUUUAUUUACAUAUUUAUCAAUCUGUAUGUACAGCUUGGUUAUAUAACAGUGUUUAAAGAAUAUACUCCCUAAAUGAUAUAAACUGACAGGGCAGAGCCUUGCAUACCUAGGACACCAUUUGAGCAUUAAGGUUUUUGCUUUUUAACUCAAUUCAAAAUGUAUAUAUACAUUUAUUUAUUUGAAAGUAAACCUCGUAGUCUAUGAAAUUCAGCUCGUGUAGGUUCCAUACUUAUCUCAUACUAUUUCAGUCUAAUAAAGAAAAGAAGCAAUGUUUAGAUGCCAUUGAAUACCUAAUUUGAUAUUAUUACGGGGUAGUACAGUCAAGUAAUUUAAUUUGAGUACCAUUUCGUAGGUGGCACAGUGGCAAUAGUGUGAGGACAUUUCGUAGGUGUAACCGUGACAAUAGUAUGAGGUUCCUGGCCACUUUCAUGUUGAUUAUCACUGUGGCAAGGUACGAAAUGGUACUGAAAUUAAAUUCUUUGACCAUAUUACAUUGCUAACGUUUGAUCUGCCGUACUUUCGCUUGGUGGAGCUACGUCAAUAAUACACAAUGGACGCUUUGUUAUUGAUUGUCUGAAAGAGUCUUGACAAAUCUACGCCUGAUAGCUGUAAACGUUAAUGUUUGGGCUUAUGCGAGCAAUAAGCAAUAUAAUCGCGUGUUAAUAGUCAUCUGUGAUACUAGCAUGCUGACGAUUGUAUCAUAAACGCGACCAUAAUACUUCUGCUGGCACCUUCGCCGAAAUCCAUUAUCUCUCAUGCGUUAAAGGAUAAUGCCUCACGCUGGCGAUAAACGUUACAAAGCUAAAUAUAUACCAGAUUAUAUGGUCGGGACUAAGCAGCAAUUAAAAAAACUGGCUGUCCAUUAUGAAUCUCCGGUUCUCCGGCUAAAGAUACAGACCUAAAUGGCUUCGAGAAAACAAUGGUACAGCCGUGCCUCUUGUCUUGCUCGACGUGGCGUCUUAGUGUGGAAAACCAUUUUGUCAGUAGAAAACGGCGGAAAAAUCAAUACACGCGCAAAUGGUUGAUUUCUCAUACUACUUGAAUUUCGGACCUUCUGGGUCAAAAUAUACUGGCAUGCAUUAAUAGACUCGCCGUGAGUUCAUUCAAAUUACAAGUUUUUAUUAGCUUUGCCGAGCUUUAUGCAACAUUGUACGCAAACAAAUCUUUCAAAUCCAUUUUGUUUUACUUCUAGUGACUCGUUUGCCUUGGAACUUGUCAAGCGUAAGUUACGAUGACAGUUAAAUAUUGCUAGGAUAAUAAAACCUAUGUUAUGGACCGGUAUUUAAACUUUAUCCAAGGAAGUGUAAUCUUCUAACAUAUCCAUCUUCCUUAUUUUUAUCGAUUUUCAAAAAAGGGUUUGGUUUCUUACCGUCCUUUAAGUUCAUUUAUUAGUGAUCGUUUACUCAUUUUAUUAUUUGAAAGCUGAAACCACUUAAAAAUUACUAAAAUCUGAAUUUAGGAUAUACGAGGAAUCGUCUAGGAUUGUGUGAAGAGCUAUUUAGAACCCUGUUUAUAUAAAAGUACAUCAGUCAUGAAAGCAUAAUAUAUUUCUAUAAUAUUGAUAUAACGGGACUUAAUCGCGUAAAACUAAGUUUUAAAUUUACCUUCGACGUCUUCUCCGAGACCAGGUAAAUUUAAAACUUAAUUUUAAUACUCCCUCCUCCUCCUCCUCCUCCUCUAUGUAACUCCUCUGGAGUUGCAAGCGUACAUAGGUUACAGUGACUGCUUACCAUCAGGCGGCCGUAUGCUUGUUUGACACAUACGUAGUAUAUAAAAAAAUACGCGAUGAAGGCUAGAUUAGUCAAUAAUAAAUUCGUAAAAAACGUGAAAGUUUAAAUCAGUGUUAUGAAAGCAUACUUUUUUCACUAAACUGUUACGGGAUGAUAUUGCUGGUUGCUUGUAGCUCACUGCUAUAAAAUAGCACCGUAAAACAAGGUUUUGCAAACUUUUGGAAAAUAAAUUAAAUGCCAAUAUAUUUUUGAGUUUGAAGAAUCUCGAGCACUGUUGAUUGAGUCGGUCUACUCUACUCUAAAUGUAUUUUUUUGGGAGACUAUCAGACCAGCUGCAAUUGUACACCUACAUUGAGUGAGUGAUAUACGGCUUGCGUGCCGAAGUUUGCCGACCUCUGGCCUAGACAUUUACGGGCAUUUAGACCACUGAAUUCUCGAGACAUUCAAUAUUACUAGUAUCAAUAUUAGUAGUAAACGAAUGUAUUGUCAAUUCACUUAGCCGUAUUUUCUUGAACAUAAAUCUUCUUAAGAUGCUAUAUUUUGUAAAAUACUUUGCCAGCGCAAGAUCAAGCGAAGUUUAUAGGCUUCGACCGGCGACUUCAACACGAAAUUAGAAAUCGGUGAUAAAAACGUUUUUUGAAAAGACUAACAAUUGUACCGUAAUCGUAGGUAAAACGCAUUGGGACAACUUCGGAAAUAUGUACUCAGUGUUGGCCAAACAGAAUUGACCAUAUUGACAUUAACCAUUACAAAUAGAACCGUAAACUGUAACGGACGGAUACAGGUUACGGUUCAAUUUGUAAUGGAUAGUUUUUGAACAAUAUGUACAAAUGUCUCUGUUUGACCCAAUGGACUGGUAGAGAAUGCCUUUUGGUAUUAAGUUCGCCAUUUGUACAGUUUUCUUUAUGUGUGCAAUAAAGCUUAAAUAAAUAAUAUGGUCAAUUCUAAUGAACGUUCGGCCAACACUGUUAAUGUACUGAACUAGAAGCAUCACUUCAUUCUUUGACAAGACUAUCCGAAGUGUCAAAGUAAGUGUUGCAAAAACAUCUAUUUUAGUAGAUUAGAUAUAUAUACGAUUUUCGAGAUUAUCCCGAUCGCAAUGGGCAAUUAUCUUAGGUAUUUAUAUUUCUCGAAUGCAAUCGCUAUAAGUAUUUGAUUAUGAAUCAUUCUUGAAUACUUUUGAAAUUAUGGACAGAAAGUUCUAUAUUGGCUGUGUACUAAUAAAUUCAACUCAGGUAUUGUAGGGAAUUGAAAUUUUAAGGUAUGUUCACAUUAGGCUUAUAAUUUGACGGUGAACCAUCGUCGUCCAGUUUUGAAAAGAACGUUUAUGUUUUACGAAAUAGACGCUGCGUUUAUCGCAUAAACCUAAUGUGAACGUGCCCUUAGGGUUUAGAGGUUGAUCAUUGUCAAGUCAAUUUCGAAUCUUAACGCGCAGGGAUAAGGUUAAUUUUUCUUGCAAUGAUACGUGCUCGUUGUACCUUUGUAUAUGUAUUGUAAUCCAUAUAUCAUAUCCGAGUUGAGCGCAUUGUCUCCACAUGGUUAUAGUGUUAUGUUGUGUUGUGGUUAAUAAGAAGUUCGAUAGACAUGUGAGUAGUGGGUGAACCUCGGACGCUAUUCAAUUAUUUGCAUAUUUUCACUUAAAUAUAGUUUUUUUUUUCAAUGUUAUGAUUAAAGAAACAGAAAUAAAUUCACUAAACUAA